CAGUGCAGAAGGAACAGAGGCAGGAGCAGCAGUCAAUGUACACACAUAGGGCAGGCAGGAGGAGGGAGGGAGGGAGAUGGGCAGGGGAGGAGGGCACGGGCGGGAGAGCGGCCGGCCCGAGAUUUAGGGUGUGGGAUGGUCGCGUCAACGGCGAUGUGCUCGCUCUGCAUUGCAGGUCCUCAGAUGUCGGGUCGGAUGGUCGGAACGCUGCAGGCUGGCUGGCUGGAGCUGGCUUGAUUUGUAGAUGCAAUUGUGCAGGCGAAGAAGGACCCUUUUAUGAAGGAGUGGGCCUCAGAAGCAGCAGACCUCAGAAAGAAGGCGGAGACGAAGCAGAGCGAGGACAGUAGUGCCGAAAGAAGCGAGACGCCAGUCAGGGAAGGGGUAGGACUGGCCUGGCCUAAAGAACAGAAGAAGAAGAAGGAAAGAGUCAGAAGGACGCAGCAGCACUUGGCUGCUACCGCUGUCUCCUUGUAACUACGCAGCCAGGCACCAGCGAAGGAGUCGGAGAGCUGAAGGAAGAAAGGACUGAAGGGACAGGUAGGGGUGGGAAACGGAAGGAGGAAGAAAAGAAGGGACGAGAGCGGAGAGGAGGAGCGAGUAUUGUGCAGGGGAGGCGCCAGGAACGAGAGAUUGGCAUGCAGGGAGAAAUAAGUUGGUGAUUUAAGCGAAAAUUGAGACUCGCCGAAAACGAGAAGAAAGUGGCAUUGAUUCCUCAUGGAAGCAGCACCCAGCUGAUUGAUAGACCGAGAGUAAGUGAGCGAGGGGCAGAGUAGCGAGGGACAGACGCAGAUGCGGGGGCCAUGCACUGGGACUCUCCAGGAGGAGACGACCUGCUCCAGCGCCCAGCCAUGGAGUCGAUGCAGCAGCAGCAGCAAUCACCUGCAGAUGCCCACACUAGCUCUCCAAAUCGCCCUGUUCAUGCUGAAACAGACAACAUGAGCAGCAUCACAUCCAGCAUCAGGUUCCUCAUAUCAAAUGCAGCAGCCGGAUCAGUUAUAGGUAAAGGUGGUGCAACCAUCAGCGAAUUUCAAGCGCAAUCAAAUGCAAGAAUUCAGCUUUCUAGGAACCAUGAGUACUUUCCAGGAACUACGGAUCGGAUCAUAUUGAUAAGUGGGACAGUAAGCGAGAUAUUGACCGCUCUUCAUCUUAUUCUCUCGAAGAUAUUGAAUGAGGCCGAGGAUGAAAACGAAGGCGAUCAAAAGUCCAACCAAGUUAGACUUAUUGUGCCUAAUAAUGUGUGCGGAGCGAUUAUUGGGAAAGGAGGUUCAACAAUUAAAGCAUUUGUUGAGGAUUCAGGGGCAAAUAUCAAACUUUCGUCACAUGAUCAAACCAUCCCUGGAGUCAGCGACCGCAUGGUCACAAUAACGGGAACGCUUGAGAAGCAAUUACGUGCAGUGGAUAGUAUCAUCUCCAAGCUAUCAGAGGAUCCUAAUUAUGCCCAAUAUGCAAAUGCUCCUAUUUCUUAUCCUGGAAUGGGACUUCUUGGUAUACAAGGACUCCGAGGACGUUAUGCAGGUUCUCCGGUACAGUCUCCUGGUUAUACUGCCGUCCCAUUCGCCUCAGGUGGUUCUGCCAAUGCUCGGAGCAAGGGACUUAUGCCUCCACUAGUAGGUCUACGGUCUCCCGUUCAAAUCACAUUGCCUGUUGUUGAAGCCGGGCCGCUUACCACAUCUCUCACUGUGGCUGUACCGGAUGAUCGAAUUGGUGCCAUCGUCGGUCGCGCUGGGAAAACUAUCGCCGAGAUUCAGAUGGCAAGUGGGGUCAAAAUCAAAAUCUCGGAGCGAGGAGAUUUUGUGGCUGGCACUAAAUCUCGGAAAGUUACUAUCGCAGGAACUGCAGAAGGUGUGCGCAUUGCCCAGCAUCUAUUGACACAAAAAGUCCAACAAAGUUUCGCAUCUGAAUAUGACAGGUGAGGCAGGAAGAAGGGCUAGGACUAGAUAUGAGGAGAACCAAGUAGCUAGAAGUUAAUAAAGCCAUGUGAAUAAGAACUAACAUCUUAGUAAGAGGUGAUGUUUUUUCCAGUGCUAUUAGUUCUUUGCCGGAAGCUUUUGAGAGGGAGAGAGAGAGAGGUAGGACCACAGUAGGUUAGCAGACCUGUCCGUCAUCAGUUAUUACAGCCUUCUGCCUAACAGGAUUAUUGAAUUUCGGGCCUGUUCCUGGGGAAUUUACUCUAGGCUUGUAGAAGAGCGAGCGCACUUGAAUGUCCCCUUAAGUAGCUGUAGAGUCAGUUAGACGGCCACCAGUUGGAAUCGAGUGUCUUUUAAGUGCCAGAAUGAGUUGGGCACCAUUGGAAUAAACUUCUCGUGUACAUUACAUGAACUUUCACUAUUUGUGGGAGAAACAUCAGUAGGACUUUCUCCCAAUUCUGAAAUAGAUUGAUUAUGAGACAAAUGAUACAUGUAAUGCUGAUGAUAACGUGCAAUCUG
This is a messenger RNA of Marchantia polymorpha subsp. ruderalis, 2426 nucleotides long. NCBI's taxonomy places the organism in Eukaryota, Viridiplantae, Streptophyta, Marchantiopsida, Marchantiales, Marchantiaceae. The record is from the annotation of a GenBank genome assembly.